This is a messenger RNA of Rhizophagus irregularis DAOM 181602=DAOM 197198, 1165 nucleotides long. RefSeq lists its product as uncharacterized. Lineage: Eukaryota; Fungi; Glomeromycota; Glomeromycetes; Glomerales; Glomeraceae. The record is from RefSeq and is a predicted model, not a curated record.
AUGGUUAAAAUUACACGCAAAAUAUUAACACAAAAAGCAAGUUUGCGACAAGCAGUACGUUCAAAUAUUGGCAAAAGUAUAAAUCUUCAUAAAAUUAUACCACAUAAUGAAAAAUCUAAUUUAGCAUUACAUAGCAAUUCUAAUAUGUCAAAUUUUUCAGAAUACAAUAUCCAAAAUAUUAUUCCAAAUGAAAAUUCAUCCAUAAAUAGAGAUAGUUUAUCUAGAAAUAACAAUUCUUUUCUUUCCCAAUCAAUUAAUAAUAAUAAAAGUGAAUAUAAUAUUAAUAAUAAUGAUCAAGAAAAAUAUUUUCAGAAAUUGAAUGGAUAUGAAAAUAGAAAUAUAAUUCAAGAGGAAAAUGCAUCUACAAGUGAAAAUAAAGAAAGAGACUAUUACUUUCAUAAUUUGAUUGAUGAUGAAAGUAAUGAUAUUGGUAAUAAUGAUCAAGAAAACUAUAACCAAAGAUUGGAUAAAUGUGAAGAUAGUGACGAAGAAGAUAUAUCUUUCAUAUUUAAAAACAAAUAUGAUGGAUUUCAAAAUGCAUCAUUUUAUCAUGGUAAAGCUAAACCUUACUUUCCAAAUAAAUCUGUGAUGUUGAUGUUUAUUUGGUAUACAAAAUACAUGAUAGGAACUUGUGCUUACCAAGAUUUAGUAAAAAUUUUGCAACAUCCAGAUUUUUGUGCAUCAGAUCUUCCUCAAAGUAUCACAACAUUAAAACAAAUGCGUCACAAUCUUCCAUUAAUAACUUUAAAUAGUCAUAAUGUUAAGAUUAAUCCAAUGGAUAUUCCAUCUACAUCAGUUUCUGUUAAGAAAGACUAUACAUCUUCCAUUUUUGAUUAUAUUCAACGUAUUCUUAAUAAUCCAUCAAUUUUUCCAAAAUUAUAUUUUGGUCCUGGCAUCGAGACCUUAAAAAAAUUUGAAUUGUGGCAUAGACAAGUAUGGAAGGAAUCACCACUAUUUGGUAAAACAUCACAUAUGAUUAAAAAUGGUAAUAUUUAUAUUUUAAAAUUUCUAAUCUUAACUGGGGAGAAAAUUCCUUCCUUGUCAUGUGAUUAGCACAUAUGUAACUCUACUGAUAUAGUCUGAUAGUGGCUUUUACCUGAAUAAGAAAGUAGAAUACAAUAAUAAAGUUAGUAAAGACAUUCAAAAAAAAAAAUUUACACGUCUC